This is a messenger RNA of Neltuma alba, 1075 nucleotides long. RefSeq names its product L10-interacting MYB domain-containing protein-like. Lineage: Eukaryota; Viridiplantae; Streptophyta; Magnoliopsida; Fabales; Fabaceae. The record is from RefSeq and is a predicted model, not a curated record. Bases 115 to 1041 code for a protein of 308 amino acids. The transcript is spliced from 3 exons.
CAGUUUUUCCGCCCGUCGAGCGUCACCUAAUUUCCUUCAUCAGACAUAAAAGGCCGGCGAUUAUGAAAUUCCCAAUAAAGUAAGUGGCUUUGGCGGUUUUGCCCGUCGAGGUUUAUGACCAAGGCAGCUCUUCCGAUGGCAGGUCGAGUUACAAGAUCAAGAAGACUACCACCUCAGCAGCAGGAACAGCAGUCAAGGGCUAGGUGGACCACAUCGCUCACUAAGAUACUUGUAGACCUGAUGGUUGACCAAGUACAUAAAGGGAAUAAACAGAGCAACUCUUUUAACAAGAAGGCAUGGAAAUAUAUUUGUGAUGAAUUUUACAGCAAGACAGGUCUGAAAUGGGAUAAGGAACAACUCAAAAAUCGUUAUUCAGUAUUGAGGAAGCAGUAUACAACUGUAAAGUCCAUUCUCGAACGAAGUGAUUUUAAUUGGGAUGAAGCCACAGGAUCUAUUAUUGCCGAGGAGGAAGUUUGGGCUGAAUACAUCAAGGAACAUCCUGAUGCGGAGACAAUAAAAGGUAGCGGCUGCUCAAUCUACAAAGACCUAUGUACAAUAUUUUCUGAGCCAGCAACCAAUGGCAGGCAUGAAUCCGUAGCCGCAUCUGAGGGUGAUGGUACUUCUAGGCCUUGUCCAGAGCCUAUGAGCACGCAGCGAGAGGAGUCCUCUUCGGGAUCCGAGGAUGAUGAAGAUGAUGAUGAUCCUGACGCCAUCCUACCUUCUACACCUAUUGCAACAUGUAACCGCAAAAGAGGACGUAAAGGAAUCGACGAUGUCAUUGCGGGAGCCAUACUGGAGAUGGCAGCCGCUUCAAAAAUGAGAGAAGCUGCGAUAGAGCAGUAUAAUGCUAGAUAUAGCAUGGCUGACUGUAUAAAGGAAUUGGAUGUGAUGCAGGGUGUUGAACGACCACUGUAUUUUGCCGCUCUAAAUCUGUUCAAUAAACCUAACGCGAGGGAGAUUUUCUUGUCUCUUAAAAGGGAUAAACGUAUAACUUGGUUGCGGGGCAAGUGUGCUGUUGCAUCCAGUAGCAGCGUGGCUUGAAAUAAUUUUUUUAAAAAUUUUUUUGUGUUUUUUG